UAUAUCGUUUCGAUCGACCGUCACGCUGUAAAGAAGGAGAGAGAGGAGAAGAGCAGCUGAAGCAGAGAAGGCUUCGGAGAGCUGCGCUCAUCAGCAGCAGCAGCAGAAGGAAGGAUGAACUACCAGGUGCAGAAGAACACCCUCUACGUCGGAGGGUUGGCGGAGGAGGUGAACGAGGCGAUUCUCCACGCCGCCUUCAUACCCUUCGGGGACAUCAAGGACGUCAAGACCCCGCUGGACCAGGCUACCCAGAAGCACCGCUCCUUCGGCUUCGUCACCUUCCUCGAACGCGAGGACGCCGCCGCCGCCAUGGACAACAUGGAUGGCGCUGAGCUCUACGGCCGCGUCCUCACCGUCAACUACGCUCUCCCCGAGCGCAUCAAGGGUGGCGAGCAGGGUUGGGCUGCUCAGCCCAUUUGGGCGGAUGCUGAUACAUGGUUCGAGCGGCAGCAACAAGAGGAGGAGUUUCAACGGUUGCAGGCUGAGAAUAGGGCCGCAAUGGAGGCUGCAGAGGAGUUACGCAGGAAGCAGAUGGCCCAAGACCGAGAGGGCGAGAAGGAAGAUGACACCACUGAAGUGAAGGAUGACCCAAUGGCCCAGGCUGAAGCUGAAGCUUUGCAGCAGAAUAACAAGUGAAGUAACGUUUCAUUGUUUUUCUUUUUUGGCCCCCAUCUCCAAACAAAGUGGUUUCUCAGCAAAUUGCAUUAAUUGUAACUGAGCUUUUGUUCCAUCAACUAACUGAGAUCUGUAUCAUAUUCUGCAUUUUAUAAACCGGUGCGAUGGUAUAGAGGAGCAGAUGAUUUUCUAAUGCAAAUUCUGAGGAUUCGGCUCUUGUGA
Messenger RNA from Punica granatum (pomegranate), 837 nucleotides. The record is from RefSeq and is a predicted model, not a curated record. NCBI's taxonomy places the organism in Eukaryota, Viridiplantae, Streptophyta, Magnoliopsida, Myrtales, Lythraceae.